Molecule: messenger RNA, 402 nt
Organism: Penicillium pulvis
Lineage: Eukaryota; Fungi; Ascomycota; Eurotiomycetes; Eurotiales; Aspergillaceae
Product: DUF3759 domain-containing protein
Exons: 3
Coding region: 1-402 (133 amino acids)
Source: RefSeq, a predicted model, not a curated record
AUGGGUUUCUUUGACCACGCCGAGGAGUCUCACCGCCAGGUGUACGAGCAGGGCGAGGAGUACCACCACGAGGCGAAGUUCUCGCACGAGGCUAUCGCCGGUGCCGCUUCGUUCGCUGGCAUGAAGGCCUGGGAGGACCACCAGCGCAAGUUGGGCAAGCCUGUGAAGCACGCCCUUGCCAAGGAGCUUCUCGUGGGCUUCAUCGGUGCCGAGGUCGACAAGCUUGCCGAGACCAAGGGUAUGGACGCUAUUGAUCGCGAGAAGGCCAAGCAUGAGGGCCAGAAGCACGCCGAGGCUAUGUACGAUGAGCACUACGGCCGGCACGGUGGUGAUGAGUGGCACCCCCACUACGAGCCCCCCCAGCACUUUGAGCGCCGUGAGCGCUUCGAGCGCCAGUGGUAA